AUGACAGCAACAAAAUACGUCUCCCUUCCCUCAACCGACUUCGACGCUGAUACACACAAUUAUCCGCCGUCUCAACACCUCGGCUCUAGCUCUUCUAAUUCGCGUUCUCAGAGAGAGCACGAUGAUGAUGAUAGCUUCGAUGAGAGUGAUAGUUAUGUGCUGUCGAAUAUGCGUGGGAAAAAUAGCGAGAGGGAAAGAAUUUUGAAGGGGAGAGGCGAUGAAGAUGAUACAGUUGUUGAUGUUGAGGAGAAUGAACAUUUACGUGCAGUUAAAGAACCAAGGGGGUUGAAACCGAUUAAUCCAUGUCUGCUGAUUACAACAAUAUUUGUAAUCGCGUGGGUUGGAGCGGCCAUUGCAUACGCGGUAUUUGGAGGAACACCACAUGAUGAAGUGGCCGCGAAUGGCAUCCGAUUUAGAGACGCUAUUGGGGGAAGGUUUAUACCGUCAUGGCGGGUACUAGAAUGGAGUCGCACUACUAGUGAAGAUGGCUUUUUCACAUACAAAGAUGACAGUGGUAAUAUAAUAUUAGAAAACAUUGCGAAUAACACCAAGACGAUAUUCGUACCUGGAAAAGAUAUUGUCGACUCGCUGGGACAGAGGAUUGAUUAUUUCUCAUUUUCAGUGUCACCAGAUUCACAGUAUGUACUACUUGGAACUAACAAGACGAAGCUGUGGAGACAUUCGAUUCGUGCAAAUUAUUGGGUAUAUGACAUAUCAUCAAAAGUUGCAAAACCGCUGACGAAUCAAAUUGGUGAUAACAAACACGCAUUAAUAGCCUAUGCAAAGUGGAGUCCGAGUGGACAUAGUGUGGCAUUCGUCAAAGAUAAUGAUCUAUACAUAUCGGUAGAUUUGAAGGAAGAAAGACGAAUUACAUUUGACAAUUCAGUUGAUAUUUUUAAUGGAAUACCAGAUUGGAUUUACGAAGAGGAAGUGCUCUCAUCAAACAAUGCGCUUUGGUGGUCUCCAUCGGGAAAAUACUUGGCUUAUCUCCGCUUCAAUGAAACCGCUGUUCCUGAAUAUCGCUUUCCCAUUUACCUAGACAAUCGCGAUGGAGCAUAUACGUCCGACUAUGUUAUCAGAUAUCCGAAGCCUGGUUUUCCCAACCCAAUUGUAACACUUCAUAUAUACAACACGGAGAUACCACUUGUUGCACAAUCAGAUCCAGUAAUCAUAAAAGAAGAUUUCGAGGAUGACGAUAGGAUCAUCACCGAAGUCGCGUGGAUAGGAAACGAAAAUGUCUUGAUGCGUGAGAUGAAUAGAGUACAGGACAACAUGAGAGUGGUAUUAGUAGAUGUUGAAACUAGGAAAGGUGUGAUUGUGAGAGAAGAAAAUUCUGAAGAACAAGACGGAGGAUGGAUCAGAGUUGCCCAGACUAUAGUAGCCAUUCCGUCAAAAACAUUAAAAGAAAAGGACAGCUAUAUUGAUGUUGUGAACAACAAUGGUUAUCUUCAUCUUGCUUUAUUUAGUCCUCUACAGUCUGAUAAACCCACAUUUUUGACAAGUGGAAACUGGGAAGUGGUCAAUGGUGUCACUGCAAUUGACCAUGAGAGGAGGUUAAUCUACUUUGUAAGCACUGAAAAGUCGUCCAUGGAGAGACAUUUGUAUUCAAUAAAGUUUGAUGGUACCGACAAGAAAGCGCUGACACCAACGGACCAACCUGGAUACUACUCUGCCGACUUCUCUCCUGGAUGUACAUAUUAUAGCCUACAAUAUGAAGGUCCAGACGUGCCUUGGCAAAAAAUAUACAAAGUCGACGACAAAAACUUUGAAAUAGUGUUGGAAACUAAUAACCACAUAAAAUCGGCGCUUGUCGGCUUAGACAUGCCCACGAAAAGAUUCUUGACAAUCGAUAGUGAAGGAUACCAACUCAACGCCUUUGAGAUUCGGCCUCCAGGUAUGGAUACUUCAGGCCAGACCAAAUAUCCAGUUCUCUUCAAUGUAUACGGGGGUCCGGACUCCCAACUGGUUAGCACCAAAUUUUCUAUAAACUGGCAUAUGUUCCUUGCCUCGUCCCCUCUAUUGAAGUACAUUAUCGUUACCGUCGAUGGUCGAGGCACUGGUUUCAAGGGCCGAGCCUUCAGAGUAGGAAUAAGAAAGCAACUUGGAAAAUUAGAGACAAUAGAUCAGAUAAAUGCUGGAAAAUAUUGGGCUCAGUUAAAUUACGUUGACAAGGAAAAGAUGGCCAUAUGGGGAUGGAGUUAUGGAGGAUAUAUGACAAGCAAGGUUAUAGAAGCGGAUUCCGGAGUAUUUAAAUUGGGCAUGGCGGUAGCACCUGUUACUGAUUGGAGAUUCUAUGACUCUAUAUAUACUGAGAGAUACAUGACAACGCCGGCUAUGAACGCGGACGGCUAUCUUCGGUCUUCUGUUACCAAUAUGACUGGAUUCCGGCAUGCAAAGUUUUUACUUGUUCAUGGAACGGGAGACGGUAAGACACGAUGUUACUUGGGUUCAGAUAAUGUUCAUUUCCAGAAUACUGCUCACUUAAUUGACAAGUUAACACUUGCAUCGAUCCAUAAUUAUCGCGUACAGAUUUAUACAGAUAGCGACCACUCCAUUAAUAAGAACAAUGCCAAUAGAGAACUAUAUUACUUAUUAACCGACUACCUGCGGCGUAAUUUUGGAUCUGAUGGAAAUACGGCAUGGAAUGAAGAGGAAAAUUGGUACAAGAGGCAAUAA
Molecule: messenger RNA, 2676 nt
Organism: Paraglomus occultum
Lineage: Eukaryota; Fungi; Glomeromycota; Glomeromycetes; Paraglomerales; Paraglomeraceae
Source: the annotation of a GenBank genome assembly